Paraphaeosphaeria sporulosa is the source of this 1840-nucleotide messenger RNA. RefSeq names its product acid phosphatase. The transcript is spliced from 2 exons. Lineage: Eukaryota; Fungi; Ascomycota; Dothideomycetes; Pleosporales; Didymosphaeriaceae. Gene Ontology annotation, molecular function: acid phosphatase activity. The record is from RefSeq and is a predicted model, not a curated record. The coding region runs from base 248 to 1636 and encodes 462 amino acids.
CAGCAUGCAGGUCCCUGUCGGCCCCUGCUCGACCUCACCUUGAACUGCUGCCGCUCAAUGUCGAAUCGCAUGUCGAGCGCCAUGGCCAAGCUGUGGCAAAGAAUAAAGGGAGGGCGAGCGCAGCGAUAUGAGCUGCUGCCCCUGGCCGACAACAAAGAGCUCAAGUACCGCAAGCACAGCUCUACAGGCCUGCGGCGUGCUGCUUUCUACCUCGUGGCGCUCCUAGCAUUGCUAUUGCUCAGUCUCUAUGGCUUCUUCCGGUAGCAUGCCCUGCCUCCUUGCAGCCCUCUUGUUCACCUCGUUGACCCUCCCCAGGUCCGCGGCUGCGCCCACGGCCACCCGGGCCUGCGACACCGUCGACGAUGGCUACCGCUGCAGCCCCAAGACGAGCCACUUCUGGGGCCAGUACUCGCUCUGGUUCUCCGUCCCCUCGGACGUCGACGUCGAUCCGCCCGAGCACUGCGACGUGAGCUUUGCCUCGGUCCUGUCGCGCCAUGGCGGCCGCGACCCCACCAUGAGCAAGACGCUGCUGUACGGAGCCACCGUCGGCUUGAUUCAGAACACGAGCACCGCAUUUCCAGACGAGUUCGCCUUCCUGAAGGACUACGAGUACAACCUGGGCGCUGAUCUGUUGACGGACGCGGGCCGGCAGGAGAUGGUCAACUCUGGUGCCCACUUCUACCGACGAUACAAGGACUUCCUCAAGGGCAAGACCCCUUUUGUGCGCUCGUCGGGCCAGGCCCGUGUGGUCGAAUCCGCAAACAAGUGGCUGGAAGGCUAUGCUCAGGCUGCACACAAGAAGACAGGCGCCAUUGAUGUCAGCAUCCCCGAGGCUGCGGGCGUGAACAACACGCUGUCUCACGAGAUCUGCACCAACUUCGAGGACGGCCCAUUGUCGGAUAUCGGCAACAAGGCGCAAGACAUCUGGGUCGCCAAAUUCGUCCCUCCGAUUCAAGCUCGCGUCAACGGCAAGCUGGGCACGACCCUCAGCACCACCGAAAUCAUCUAUCUGAUGGAUCUGUGCCCCUUCACCACCCUCGCUUCGCCGACUGCCCAAAUUUCGGACUUUUGCCACCUUUUUACCGAGGAUGAAUGGCAACAGUACGACUAUUACGAGAGCUUAGGCAAGUGGUACGGUUACGGCAACGGCAACCCGCUUGGGCCGACACAGGGAAUCGGUUAUGUGAGCGAGCUCCUGGCGAGGCUCACGGAGAAGCCAGUCCAAGUUGUAGGAAGCAUCAACAGCACCCUCGACAAGGACUUCGCAACGUUCCCGCUCCAUCGCAAAGUGUACGCCGACUUCAGCCACGACAACGACAUGACUGGUGUUCUUGCCGCGUUGGGCUUGUACAACAACACCAAGCCUCUCUCCAACUCAACCAUCGAGAGCACCAACGAGACCAAGGGAUACUCGGCGGCCUGGACGGUGCCGUUCGCAGCCCGUAUAUACGUAGAGAAGCUCUCGUGCAAGAAAGCGAAAGAGGAGUUCGUGCGCAUCAUCGUCAAUGAUCGCGUCCAGCCGCUAGACUUUUGUGGUGGCGAUAGAUACGGAAGGUGCACACUAAGCAAAUUCGUGGAGAGCCAGAGUUUCACCCGAACCGGCGGGCACUGGAAUCAGUGCUUUACUUCGUCGUAGACCCCCGUAGACGCGUAUAUACGGAUAAUAGAUGCGAACCGUGUGCGAAUGUACCAAAGCACGGCGGUCUUUUUUCGCUUAAUUGUCGAUUGGGAGCCUAGGCGUGCACUUCACAAUCGCCAGGGUGGAUAUGGUGGAUCGUGGGUGAGCCGCUUAGGCCGUCUCCGCUCCUCGCUUCGAAUGGAGAAUGAAUCGGCGCCCAGA